Messenger RNA from Prunus persica (peach), 498 nucleotides. RefSeq lists its product as uncharacterized. The record is from RefSeq and is a predicted model, not a curated record. Bases 1 to 498 code for a protein of 165 amino acids. NCBI's taxonomy places the organism in Eukaryota, Viridiplantae, Streptophyta, Magnoliopsida, Rosales, Rosaceae. The transcript has a single exon.
AUGAGUACCAGUGAUAAACUUUGCAAAGAUUUCAAGGGCAAAAGUGUGGAUCAAAAACUAUAUCGAAGCAUGAUUGGUAGCCUGUUAGACUUGACGGCUAGCCAACUUGAUCUCUCUUAUAGUGUUGGUGUUUGUGCUUGUUACCAAUCAGAUCCCAAGGAAUCAUAUUUGUUUGCUGUCAAGCGAAUUCUAUGUUAUGUAAGUGGUACUACAAAUUUUGGUGUUUGCUACUCCUUUAACUCAAAUGUUGACCUUGCAGGAUACUCGGAUGCAGAUUGGGCAGGGAACAUUGAUGAUAGGAAAAGCACCACUGGCAAUUGCUUUUAUAUAGGUAACAAUCUCGUAUCCUGGUUCAGCAAGAAGCAAAAUUGUGUCUCCCUCUCAACUGCCGAAGCUGAAUACAUUGCUGUUGGAAGUGGCUGCACUCAGUUACUGUGGAUGAAACAAAUGCUCACUGAUUAUGGUCUUCCACAAUAUAAAAAUGGUGAUUUUUUGUGA